AUGGCUUCCCUUGCAUUUUCUUGCAUCAAACCUCAUACUAUCCCUAAUAAAAAUAAGUCGUCCUAUCGAGUAAGCCACGAAUCAUAUUCACUCGGAAAAACAAUUAACAUUCCUACUCAGGAAAACAUUUGUUGUGCGAAAUUAUCUGAAAAUCCAGGGUUAUUGACUAAAUCAAAUGUUGCAAUAAAACCAACUGUUUAUGAUACUCAGUGGAAACAAGAAACUGAGAAUAAUCAGGAGCUCGUUGCAUGGACAAGUGUUAAGCAAGAGAGAUGGCAAGGAGAGCUUCAAGUUGAAGGACAAAUCCCAAACUGGCUGAAUGGGACAUACCUAAGGAACGGACCAGGGCUAUGGCACAUCGGAGAUUACAACUUCCGCCACCUCUUUGACGGCUACGCAACCCUUGUCCGCCUCCACUUUGAAAACGGCGGCCUCACAAUGGCCCACCGUCAAAUCGAGUCCGACGCAUACAAGGCCACCAAGGCCCACAACAAGCUCUGCUACCGAGAAUUUUCCGAGGUCCCAAUUAGGCCCAACAAUCUGUUGGCCUACAUUGGCGACCUAGCUAACCUACUCAGUGGCGCCUCUUUGACCGAUAACGCCAACACUGGAGUCGUUAGAUUGGGAGACGGGCGCGUGGUUUGCCUGACAGAAACCGUGAAAGGCUCGAUUAUGGUUGAUCCAGACACUUUGGACACGUUGGGGAGAUUCGAGUUUAGUGACAAAUUAGGUGGGCUCAUACACUCGGCUCACCCAAUCGUGACCGAGAAUGAGUUUUUGACGUUGUUGCCAGAUCUGAUGAAUCCAGGGUAUUUGGUGGUGAGGAUGGAGGCUGGGACGAACGAGAGGAAGAUGCCGCUUAGGUAUUGCCUUCGGAAUUUGCUCCGGGCAGAGCCCACGCCGUUGUUCAAGUUCGAAUGGAAGCCUAGCUCUAAGGCCUACAUGCAUGUGGCGAGCGUGGAAGUUCCUUUGUACGUGACGUUCCAUUUUAUUAAUGCAUACGAGGAGAAAGAUGAAGAUGGAAAGGUGACGGCCGUUAUUGCCGAUUGCUGUGAGCACAAUGCCGACACAUCCAUCUUGCAGAAACUCACCCUUCACAACCUCCGUUCUUUGGCGGGCAAAGAUGUCCUACCAGAUGCAAGGGUUGGGAGAUUCAAGAUUCCAUUGGACGGGAAGCCAUAUGGGAGUUUAGAAGCCGCAUUGGACCCAAAUGAACAUGGAAAAGGGCUUGAUAUGUGCAGCAUAAACCCUAAUUUUCUAGGCCAAAAAUACAGAUAUGCUUAUGCCACUGGUGCUAAGAGGCCUUGUAAUUUCCCCAACACCCUUACUAAGGUUGACUUGAUCAAGAAGAAAGCCAAGAGCUGGGUGGAAAACGGAUCCAUACCCUCCGAACCCAUCUUUGUGCCUCGUCCGAGUGCAACAGAGGAGGAUGAUGGAGUGAUAAUAUCAAUAGUAAGUGGCAAAAAUGGAGAAGGAUAUGCAUUGUUACUUGAUGGACACUCGUUUGAAGAAAUUGCAAGAGCUAAGUUC
Molecule: messenger RNA, 1530 nt
Organism: Striga asiatica
Lineage: Eukaryota; Viridiplantae; Streptophyta; Magnoliopsida; Lamiales; Orobanchaceae
Source: the annotation of a GenBank genome assembly